CCUAAACGGAGGGAAAUGUGAACGCAAAACAAAGAAAAGUCUGCUCCCUUUUGGCUCCUGUCUUUACUCGAGUUUUUUGUUUUUUUGUUUUUUUUUCUUCACCCAGCAAAUACCCAUAUAAAUCCCGAAAACGUGUAUUGUUUGUGAUCUAUAAUUAAAAGUCCCUUUUCUCGUUUUCCUUUUCAUCAUGGGAGUCCACGGACUGUGGAGGCUGCUCGAGAGCACAGGAAAACCAAUCAACCCCGAGACCUUGGAGGGAAAGAUACUCGCUGUCGACAUCAGCAUAUGGCUGAACCAGGCAGUGAAGGGGGUGAGGGACCGUGAAGGCAACAGCGUCCAGAACGCCCACCUCCUCACCCUGUUCCACCGCAUCUGUAAGCUGCUGUUCUUCCGCAUCAGACCCGUUUUUGUGUUUGAUGGAGACGCGCCGCUUCUGAAGAAGCAGACCCUGGCUCAGAGGAGGCAGAGGAAGGAGGAGUUGACCCGGGAGUCAAAACAGACCAACGAGAAGCUGCUUAAAACCUUCCUGAAGAGACAGGCCAUCAAAGCUGCUCUAGGAGAUCACAGUAAAGAUCCUCUUCCCAGCCUCUCGAGUGUGAGGCGAGAUGAGGUGGACGAUCUGUAUGUUUUACCAGCUGUUCCACCAGCAGAAGAUGUGGAAAAAAACAGGUCCCCUUCCCCCAGUUCGGAAGAGGAGAGUCAGGAAGAGGCUGACAGUUUUCAUGCAUACCAGGAGGAAGACCCAAACUCGGUGGAUAUCAACUCGGAGGAGUUUGCCAGUCUGCCUGCUGAGAUGAGACACGAGAUGCUCAAAGAAAUGAGGGAGUUCUCAAAAAGACGACGAACCAUGUUUCACAAACCUCCAGAGUGUUCAGGAGACUUUUCGCAGUACCAGCUGGCCGGUCUGCUGCAGAGGAACAGGCUGAACCUGCGUCUGGAGGGCGUUGAGAAGGAGAUGAGCCAGCACAGCGCUGGAAGCGCUCAGCAGCUCUGUCAGCGGGAGGGAGAUCUCGUCAGCCACAGCGUGGAGGCCAACCGGCUGGUUUCUGAGGACAAUUCACACUACAUUCUCAUUAAAGGCUCCAAAAACAACCACGCCACCUCAGAGAGCAAACCUGCCACUGCGGCCUGGUCCGGUCUCUCCGUAUCAGGCAUCAGGAAGCCGGCAGACAGACCAGAACCUCUCUGGAAACCGGUCUUAGAGGACGAAGAUGAAGUGCAAGCCACUUGCUCUGGAGACUCCAAACCUCCUCAGCGGCUUCAGAGAGAGGGGACUCCACCUUCUCCUCGGACCCUGAAAGCAAUCCAGGCGGCUAUGAACGACAGCUCCAAUGAAGGCGAGGCAGAGCAGAAGGAUGGGAGCGUGUCUCCACGAACUGUGAGGGCAAUCCAGCAAGCGCUAACCGAAAAGGAAGAAGACUCAAUAAACAAGAGUCUUCAUCAUCCUGUACCACCGGUGGACAUCAGCAGAUCGGACGAGGAGACUCGAACUUCACUGAGCGAAACGUCUGAGUUUAACAGGAACGCAGCAGGUCAAAGUCCAGUCAUAGACGACAGUUCAUAUAGUAGUAGCUCAGAGGAGGAGAUGGAGGAGGUGAUCGGGCAGAGAAACAAAGCGCUUCGCUUUGCAGCGCUUGAUCUGCCUCAUGACACAGCAACAGAGUCUAAAGAGGAGAACGGAAAACCACCAGAGAAAGAGGAAGACCCGGAACAGCGGGAGCAGGACGCUGCUUUGGAAUCCAGUGCAGACAGAGCGAGGAAUCGGGAUCAUCAGCCAGACCGUGGAAAUCCUUCUGAGCUCUUAGAGCGAAAGGUGGACAAAACCUCAGAGGAGACGAACAAAGACGAAACGAAGCCAGAAAGCAGCGAGGAAAGCGACUCAGAGGAAAGCUUCAUCGAGGUACCGGAAGAGCUUAAAGUGGAGGAUACAGUCGUGAAGACUGCAGAGAAAAGACCACCAGAUGAGAUCUGUGCAGACCAGACGAAGAAGGAAGAGGAGGCAGAGGCAGCGGGGAUCGAGGGCACUGACCGUCCAGCCGCUGCUGUGGAUGCUGAGGGAGAUGAGGAUGAAGAGGGAAAACUGAAAGAGGAAGCAGACACAAAGGCCGCACCCGCACUGGCUGUAAACGAAUGGGAACAACUUGACAUGGAGGACCUAGAGGCUCUGGAAAACUCCCUGCAGAUGGAGCAGAGCAACCUGAAGGAUCAGAAACAGCAGCAGGAGCGGAUGGCCAACACAGUGACGGGGCAGAUGUACCUGGAAAGCCAGGAGCUGCUGCGGCUGUUUGGUGUUCCGUUUCUCGUGGCUCCGAUGGAGGCCGAGGCUCAGUGUGCGGCGCUGGACCGCGCCGACCAAACCCACGGGACCAUCACCGACGACUCGGACGUGUGGCUGUUCGGAGGACGGCACGUUUACAAGAACUUCUUCAGCCAGAACAAAUACGUGGAGCACUACCAGUACAGCGACCUGCAGAACCAACUGGGUCUGGACAGAGCUAAAAUGAUAAACCUGGCUUACCUCCUUGGGAGCGACUACGCAGAGGGAGUGCCAGGAGUCGGCUACGUGACUGGAAUGGAGAUCCUGAACGAGUUUCCUGGACCAGGUUUGGAGCCCCUGAAACAGUUUAGUCAGUGGUGGUCACAAGCUCAGGAGAAUAAGCGCCUCACGGCUGACCCCCAGGACACAAAGGUGAAGAAGAAACUGAGGGCCUUGAAGCUUCAGUCCGGUUUUCCCAACCCCGCCGUUGCUCAGGCGUAUUUAGAACCCGCCGUUGAUCCGUCCUGCAGCUCCUUCAGUUGGGGGCGCCCCCAACUGGAUGUGAUCAAAGAAUUCUGCUUGAGUCGUUUUGGUUGGAGCAGCAGAAAGACGGAGGAGAUCCUUCAGCCUGUUGUCAAGCAGCUCAACAGCCAACAGACUCAGCUGCGGAUAGACUCUUUCUUCCGCAUGGAGCAGCAGGAGAAGCAGGUGAUCCAUAGUCAGCGACUCCGCAGAGCAGUUACCUGCCUAAAAAGGAAAGAGCGAGAAGGGGGAGACGAUAAAGACACAGAGGAGGAAGAGCAAUCGCCGACCAAAUCUAAAAAGGCAAAUCUGAAAAGGCCAGACGAACAAAAGGAGGGGCAGAGGAGCGCAGCGAUGGCGGCGGCGGCUGGAGGUUUCCUGGGAUCUGAGCUGAUGCUGGAAUCUCCUCUGGCCUCGGUCUGCAGCCCUGUCCCUCAGUCCUCAUCAUUAAAAAAUGCUCCUCUGUCUACAAAGGCUUCAUGUGCAGAGCUGCAGGGCAGCAGCAGCUCCGGUGAGGACAGUGACAUAGGCGGGGAAAUGGUCACAGCCAGAUCUGUGUUUGAAGGCAACAAACGCGGCCGAGGAGCAAAAGGAAGAGGGGGAUCCAGAGGAAGAGGAGGGGGAAGGGGGAAGAAGAACACCUGAGGUCUAACUUGAAGGGUUGAAGCUCUCAAAGCCACAGACAAAAACCUUUGAUGUCAUAUUUGGUAUGUAGGUAGGGGUCAGGAAGAAACUUCCUUUCUAAAGGAAAGUCUAUGAAUUUUGUAGACUGAAUAAAAUACCUCACUACUGUUUGGAGUUUUUUUUAACAAGUAGAGCAUUGUUUGGCAUUAAAUUUUGAGUGUCUACCAUG
This is a messenger RNA of Oryzias latipes (Japanese medaka), 3632 nucleotides long. Lineage: Eukaryota; Metazoa; Chordata; Actinopteri; Beloniformes; Adrianichthyidae. The record is from RefSeq and is a predicted model, not a curated record.